Molecule: messenger RNA, 2411 nt
Organism: Rhodofomes roseus
Lineage: Eukaryota; Fungi; Basidiomycota; Agaricomycetes; Polyporales; Fomitopsidaceae
Product: OPT oligopeptide transporter
Exons: 10
Coding region: 1-2274 (757 amino acids)
Biological process (GO): transmembrane transport
Molecular function (GO): oligopeptide transmembrane transporter activity
Source: RefSeq, a predicted model, not a curated record
AUGGCCGAUCCGGUGUCUCACCUGCCCAUGUACGAUGACGAUAAACAGCUCUCGGACAGCUCGUCCGACGACAAGCUGAAGCUCGAGGACGAUGUCGUGCUCACCAAGGAGGUCGAGGCGAUGGAGGACCGCAUCGCCAACGACGAGGCCACCGAGGCGGAGUACCGGGUCGAGGCGGCCUAUGAAGUCGCUGUCAAGGUCUUGUCGGCCAGGGACGACCCCGAGCUUCAGGCGGUCACAUUCCGCACUGUCUUCCUGGGCCUUGGCUUCUCAGCCUUCGGAGCUGUAUUGGCGCAGAUCUACUAUUUCAAGCCUCAGACGCUCAACGUCUCGACGCUACUCUUGCUCAUCCUGUCGUACUGGUUCGGUAAUGGUUUGCACAUGGCAAUCCCGACCAAGGGACGGUGGCGUUGGUUGAACCCUGGUCCUUUCAACAUCAAGGAACACACGGCCAUUAUCAUCAUGUCUUCCACGGCUGCCACCUCCGCUGUCGCGAUUCAGGUCAUUUCCGUGCAGAAUCUGUACUACAACAAUGACAUGAACCCCGGGAUUGCGAUUUUCACGCUGAUCGGAUCGCAGCUAAUUGGGUAUGGUUAUGCUGGUCUGCUCUCUGAGGCGCUCGUUCGUCCAACGAAGUGCUUCUGGCCUGCUAACAUCUACAUCGCCAACCUGUUCCAGGCCCUCCACUACGAUAGACAGAUGACCUCGAAGCGCGUGCGCCUCUUCUGGACCAUCUUCGCCGUCAUGUUCUGUUGGGAAAUCAUUCCUGAGUGGAUUUUCCCUGUUCUCACCGGUGUAUCAGUCUUCUGCUUGGCGGACAACCACUCGUCCGUCGUGCGGAACGUCUUCGGAGGCGCGUCCAACAACGAGGGCAUGGGUCUGCUCGCUGUGUGCUUCGACUGGAACCUGAUUUCAUCCAACUGCCUCUGGGCACCGCUCUGGCUGCAGCUCAAUCAGGACAUCGGUAUCUUCCUCACGUACAUCCUCAUGUCCGCCGUGUACUACGGAAACCUCUGGAAGGCGAAGGACUUCCCCUUCAUGAGCCAAGACAUCUUCGCAGAGAACGGGUCCGUGUACGACCAGACCGCGCUGCUCAGCGACGGCAAAUUCAACGCCACCAAGUACGAGGAGUUAGGGCCCGCGUACUUCUCCGCGACGAACGCGCUCUACCUGAUCACAUCAAAUCUGUCGCUCGGUGCGAUCGUGACGCACAUCGCGCUGUUCCACUGGAACGACCUCAAGCCGUUCGUCCUCUCGCUGAACCCGUGGAACAAGACGGAGCACCUCGUGCACGACGCGCACUGGGAGAAGAUGAAGGUGUACAAGCAGAUCCCGCGCUGGUGGUACCUCGUCAUUCUCCUCGCCGCGUAUGGUAUCGCGCAGGCGACGAACUACACCGGCGAGUCGGGGCUCCCUUGGUGGGCGCUCACGGUUCUACUCUUCAUCGGGUUUGUCUUCUGCGCGCUGUACUCUACCCUCGCGGCCACGAUUGGCUUCACUGAGUUCAACACCUCGGGCAAUGGCUUCUUCCAGAUGAUCACCGCGUAUAUGGUCCCCGGACGUCCCGUCGCGAACAUGUACGGCGCGAUGUACGGCGCACACCCUCUGCAGCAGGGUAUCCUGUUCCUGCAGGACCUGAAGUUGGGCCAGUACUGCAAGCUCGCGCCGCGCGUGACGUUCUGCAUGCAGAUGGCGGGGACGGUCGUUGGCACGGUGCUGAACUACGUCAUGAUGCUGUCGAUCAUCAACGCGCAGCGCGCCGCGCUCCUGUCGAUCGCGGGCACGCGUCUGUGGUCCGGCCAGAAUGCGCAGAGCUACAACUCGAACGCGAUCGCGUGGGGUGCGCUCGCCCCACAGAUGUUCGGCGCAGACUCGACCUACAGGAUGGUCCCGAUCUCGCUCGCGAUCGGGCUGUUCCUCCCGCUGCCGUUCUACAUCUGCUACCGCAUCUGGCCCAAGGCAGGCUUCGAGAACCUGAACACGUCGAUCAUCAUGCAGUACUCGUGCUACCUGUCCGUCGGCGUGAACACAUCCGUGAACACGUCGAUGGCCCUGGGAAUUCUCUCGCAGUGGUGGGUGCGCACGCGCUACCCACGCUGGUUCACGAAGUACAACUACAUCGUCGCGGCGGCGCUUGACGGCGGCACCCAGGUGAUUGUCUUCAUUCUCAACUUCGCCAUCUUCGGCGCAGCGGGAAAGACGGUGUUCUUCCCGCAGUGGUGGGGUAAUGACUUCAACCUCUCGGCGGAUCGCUGCCUGGCGCCGCCGUCGUAACGCGUGGAGAGGCUGCCCUGUAUGGAGUGUUUGUGUCUGGGGUAUUGUGUAGCGUAGUAUUAGACGAGGUCGUGUACAGCGACGGUAAUGUACGAUAAUGCAAUAUUGACACGACAAGCGAGGUUCAUUGCUCAGUU